Molecule: messenger RNA, 3403 nt
Organism: Esox lucius (northern pike)
Lineage: Eukaryota; Metazoa; Chordata; Actinopteri; Esociformes; Esocidae
Product: putative zinc finger protein 730
Exons: 3
Coding region: 329-2371 (680 amino acids)
Biological process (GO): regulation of transcription by RNA polymerase II
Cellular component (GO): nucleus
Molecular function (GO): DNA-binding transcription factor activity, RNA polymerase II-specific; RNA polymerase II cis-regulatory region sequence-specific DNA binding
Source: RefSeq, a predicted model, not a curated record
AGUGGGUAAGAUAUAAAACGAUAUAACUCUGAAACAUGAACUCGCUCUGUGGUCCAAACUCCAGCACAGUGGAUGGCGCUAACCAACCGUUAACAUUGCCUGCCAACCGCAAACAAAACACUAAUGAAGAACAAAGUGAGAAAAAGGAAUCCACACUCCAGCACAGUGGAUGGCGCUAAUCCACCGUUAACGCAAUGUGCCAACCGCCAGAAAAUACCAUUGAAGAAGAAAAUAAGCAAUUAGAAGAGGAAAAAGAAUUAUGAGCACUCUCUUUACCUCGUGGAUAAAGAUAUUCUCGCUGAAAAUCCAACUUUCAGAAGAGUAAAACAUGGAUAAACUACGGUCGUUUCGAGUGUUUUUAAAUGAGCGCUUAAUGGAGGUUGCUAUGGAGAUUUUUGGGUCAUUUGAAAAAAUGUCAGUGGAGUACCAAGAAGAGAACAAUCGUCUAAAAAGUAUCUUGGGGAUCUCGCCAGAGAUACAACUUGGUAGAAUCGACUCCCUGCAGGUCUCUCUGUCAGUCCCUAAAGAGCAGGUUCCCCCUGAGCAGCAGUUCUGUGAGCGGAUGUGGGUCCCCAACCUGGGUCAGGAGGUCCGAGAGCCCACACAGAUUAAAGAGGAACAGGAGGAACUCAGAAUCAGUCCGGAGGAAGAACAGAAUCAAGGGCUCUUUGUUACCAAAGACUCCAUAUUGACUCCUCUCUGUGUGAAACGUGAAUGUGAACAGGAGGGAGAUGACAAAACCAUGCUGUGUGAACCUCAAAAUGUCAAUCGACUGAAAAUGUCAAAAGAACUGUCAUUUCGUGUGUUUUUAAAUAAGUUUUUAACAGAGUCUGUUGCUGUGAAGAUUUUCGGAACUGUUGAGAAAACAGUAUCAGAGUACCAGGAGGAGAAUGAUCAGCUACACAGAAUGAUACGGACCUUCCCAGAGAUGAAACUUGUUAGAAUAGACUCCCUGCAGUUCUCCCUCACUUUCCCUGAAGAGGAGGCUCCCCCUGAGCAGCAGCAGCAGAGCUCUGGUCUGGUGGAGGAGAACCCAGAACCCACACACAUUAAAAUGGAACAGGAGGAAGUCAGAACCAAUCAGCAGGUAGAACAGGAUCCUUGGCUCUUUGAUACCAAAGACUCAUUGACUCCUCCCCCUAUUAAAACUGAAUUUGUUAAUGAGGAUCCAUUUAAGUCCAUGACUCUCCCCCAAACCCAGACUGUGGAGAGAAAAGAGAGUGACUCUAGAUCAGUGGAUCCCCAACCUUUCACCAGUGUGACCCACCUGAGGGGUCUUGAAGUUCCCUGUGAGCCUCCAGAUAAUCACAGCAACGUCCCUGGCCACAACUCUGAUGCGAGCAGCGUCCACGAUGACCUUGACCGCUGUCCACCACGGGAUCCCAGUCCGCCAACGAGGAAACGACGUUCCACAGUCAGGGUCGAGCCCACAGAACCCCACCGCUGCCGUGACUGUGGCAAAACCUUUAUUCUGAAAGAUGAUCUGCGGGCCCAUGUGACUGUAACCAGCAUUGGAUCCAGUGAAUGUGGCUUUUGCAAAGAACGGUUCGACUCCAGCUGUAAACUCAAGGCCCACGUCCAGCGCUGUCCGGUGAGCCACCCUUGCUCUGUUUGUGACAAGACGUUUAAAGUGAAAGAUCUGUCCGAGCACAUGAAGAUUCACACUGAUCAUCAACUGUUCACCUGCCCCUUCUGCUGCAAGACCUUCAAGCGCAAAGGAUAUCUAACUGUCCACAUAAGGCUUCACACAGGAGAGAAACCAUUUAGCUGUGGAGUCUGUGGGAAAACAUUCAAUCAGAAAUGGCAGUUCAGUGCACACAAACAGACGCACACAGGAGAGAAACAGUUUAGCUGCGAUGACUGUGGGAAAAGCUUCAGUAUGAAGGGGAACUUAACCGUGCACAAACUGACUCACACUAAAGAGAAACGCUUCACCUGUGAUGAUUGUGGGAAAAGCUUUGGUAUCAAAGAUAAUUUAAACAAGCAUAAACUGAUUCACACAGGAGAGAAAUCAUUUGUCUGUGGCGACUGUGGGAAAAGCUUCAGACUCAAGGGAAACCUGACUGUGCACAAACUUACUCACACAGGUGAGAAACCAUUUAGCUGUGGUCACUGUGGGAAAAGCUUCAGUGUCAAGGAUAACUUGAACAGGCAUGAACUGAUUCACACUGGUGAGAAACCAUUUAGCUGUAUUUACUGUGGGAAAAACUUCCGUCUAAAGGCAAAUCUAACCACCCACCAGCUGAUUCACACGGGGGAGACAUCUUAUGUAUGCUCUGUCUGUGCUAAAGUGUUCAAUAAGAAGACAAAUCUGCUGAGUCAUAUGGAAAGCAAGCACAAACAAAGUAAACAAGCCAAAAGUAGAAAGUAACAUUGGGACAGACUAUUGAAAUACAUUCAAGAUUACCUCUGUAAGAGGACUAAAUUAUUGAGACUACACCAAAGUCACCAGUCGCCUUGUUAAUAAAAGGGCUAAUGUGUAUUUUUGGGAGUUUUAAAUGUGUCAUUCUCGGACUGUUACAGUAAACCAUUGAGGGAGGAGUUGGUGAGUUAUUAACACUCAAAUUCCCAGAACAUGAAUGUGAAUGAGAUGUCAAACUGUUGAUCACAUUUUUCAAGUGUUUUCUGUUCCAUAUUUCUUUACUGUAUGGUAUUACGGAGAAGUCCACCUUUAAAAGAGAAAAACUCUCAAGAAUACUCUGAAACAAUGGUGGCAGUUGAUUAUUUUAGUUUAUUCUUCACAAAGGACAGGAAAAAGACAGUGUUGCGGUUUCCCCUUAUAUAACCCCCCUCCACCAAAUGUUUGGUAAACAAAUUCUCCACACAAACAGGAAAAUGGAUAGAAUCACAACAACCUCAUUGUCCUAAAUCUGUCCUCUUCUGCCUACAACCUCUAGUUUCUCAGGACACUCAAAUAUGUUUUCCUAUGGAGAAGGUGGUCUGUGUCUUGAUUGGGAAAUUCAGUAUCGUUGAUGGGCCACUUCCUCUUCAGCUUGAUAAGUCUCUUCAGGAUGAAAUGGAAAACCGUGAAGCAGUAAACAUGUUACAUGCGUUUGCUGCUUUGGUGAAUGUCAGGAAGUGUGUUGUUCAACCACAACAGAUUAGGAGAUGAGUUGUGUCCAGAGCUCAGCUGAAGCGAAACCUGAACGGACUUCUUUACGCAUGAGCAAAGGACUACACCGAUCUGUAGUUGGUUAAGUUACAUUGUUGGUUAUUGUUUGUUCAUUAGGAAGAUUCAUCUUUGUUUGUAUUAUUGACUUUAUUGCAUGAACCAUUUUCUUCCUCAUCUACAAACAUCUACCUCACUGCCUGAAAUGUCUGUAAUCUCAGAUUCUAUCUUCUGAGAAUGAAAUAUCAGUUAUCCUCAAUAAAAUGCUUUGGACAAAAGAAAUCUGAAAUUCAA